Molecule: messenger RNA, 2080 nt
Organism: Zea mays
Lineage: Eukaryota; Viridiplantae; Streptophyta; Magnoliopsida; Poales; Poaceae
Product: AUGMIN subunit 3
Exons: 18
Coding region: 103-1914 (603 amino acids)
Biological process (GO): microtubule organizing center organization; spindle assembly
Cellular component (GO): mitotic spindle; HAUS complex; microtubule organizing center
Source: RefSeq, a predicted model, not a curated record
GAGCCAAGCCAUUCCCACGGCCCCACCACUUUGCAAACUUCCAUCCGACCCCUCCAUUUCCUCACGCAUCCCCACUGAGCACUGACCCCCACGCCGCCGGCGAUGAGCGCGAAGCAGCUCUGCGACGCCCUGGCCGCCGUGGGGUUCGACGCCGGCGACGAUCCUCUCGACGCGGAUAGCCUCGAGUGGGCGUUUCUCCAGGGGGAGGACUCCCGCCGGAUGCUUGCGUGGGUCUGUGCCCGGCUCCGCCCUGGCAACGUCCUCUCCGCCACAGACCUCGAGCUGUACGAGCAGCUUGAAAUGGAAGGCAAGUUAUUGAAGGGGGAAGACUUAGAUUUUGCUUUUGAUCGUAUUUCGGCUUUCUCAGACAAUAUGGAGAAUCAGGAAUACAUAUUCUUGACGGAAGAAAGUCUUGAAGACAUCUGUGAGUCAAAGCUUGCUCUUAGAGCUGAAGUUUCUGAUUUGGAAAGGCAGCUUGCUUCUCUGGAGUGGAGGCUUGAUAUACUUACAGCACAAGCUACCACCAUUAACCAGGGAAAGAAGUCCCGCUCAUCUGCUAAUACUAGAGCUAAUGGACAACUUACUGGCUUAGAUAAGAUGUUUGCUAAGAGAAGUUUAGAGAUGAAUGCAAUACUUGGAAAACUUACUGCAUCCACACAAGAGUUGUCUUACUAUCACUCAGAAGCUGAUAUCGGGGUCUACCUAUCAUACUGUGACUUCCAGCCUUAUGUGAGGAGUGCCCUGGCUUGUACCAAGGAACUAAACAAAUGGUUCUCUAAGAAGUUUGAGAAGGGACCACUCCAACUUGUUGUUCAAGAUGACAAGUUAAGAGGAGAUCCGGUAAACUCCCACCAUUUUGUUGUCGAACUGAGCCGAAUUAACUCCAUAUUUGCUAAAAGUAAGAGACAGUACAUAGAAGCACAAGUAGAAUAUGCUAAAGAAGAAGCUAUACUAUCAGUUCUGAGAACUCAGUUGGCAUCCCAACAGUCAUAUAUUCAUCAGGAUAGCCAUUCUCUAAGGAGGAAAAACUCCGAACUUGCUGAAGAGCUUAAAGAUCUUUCCCAUCAAGUGCAGGAAUACUUAUCUGAGACUGUUACAGGCCUGUGUGCAGACCUUGCUCGGCUUUCAGGUGCAAAUAUUUUGGAAGGAGAUCACAAUUUAAAGCUUCUGCGCCAGGACUGCUACAUAAGUCAUCAGAAGAAGUUCAUCAACCAUCUUGUCAAUCAACUUGCUGCUCACCUAUUUCUAAAGAUAGCCUGCCAGCUCGAAGAACAGAUAAAAAUAUCGAGUGCCUACUCAUUUCUGAAAGCUGUAGAAUUGGAAUUGCAGGGCUACUUCUCAGCUUUUGAUGGCCGCCUGGGCCGGUACAAUUUAAUUGAUCAAGCAGCAUCUGAAAUGUUUGAAGAGGGAUCAGUUGACGACAGUGAUUCUUAUCUUCAUGCUGUGAGGGAUAUCCUUAGCAGUCACUCGAGUUCCCAAGCAACGUCACCAGAAUAUGUGUCAUCAUAUGGUUUGAUCGGGCAGAUAACAGAGCUGCAGGAUGAGCUCCAGUACCUUCAGCAUGAGACCGAAAAUGUCCUUCCACGUGAGCGAGGAAGAUGCACCGACGAACUAUGCAGGAUGAUCCAAACACUGGAGCAAAUUCUCGCUGUGUCCCUUUCUGAUGAGCAACCAAAGCUGACACCAUGGCCAUUGGCGCAUUCACUUGAAGACCUCGAAAUGGUCAGCCAGCAGGUCUCCGCUUCCGUUAGUGAGGUGACACUAGCUCGAGACGAAAAGGCCGAGAAGCUGAAACAGCCUUCACGCAACGCGCAGCAGGAAAGGCAGGUGUUCUCAGAUUUCUUCUGCCACCCGGAACGACUCGAGAAUCGAGUGGAAGAGCUGCUCUCCCGCUUUAGAGCUCUCCCUGAGUAGUACCGUCCAUUUCAUUUGCCAAGAUGGGUGGAGGAACCCUUGGCCCUCCGAUUUUCAAACGGGCAUCGUGUCUCAUUGCCUAUUCGUUUCUUUUUCUCGUGUCUGGACGACUGGAAGUGCAGUUUUUUGCAUAUAUAUAUUCAAAAGCACGCGGCACAGUUUUUUU